Messenger RNA from Cylicostephanus goldi, 542 nucleotides. NCBI's taxonomy places the organism in Eukaryota, Metazoa, Nematoda, Chromadorea, Rhabditida, Strongylidae. The record is from the annotation of a GenBank genome assembly.
AUGUUCAUUGGCAAUUAUGUUUGUUUGUUUCUCAUCAGUUCUACAUUGCAGUGUGUACUAGAAUUUGCUUAUCGUCUGAAUAGUGCUCCUCACUCGUCAAUCGUUGUGACUACAGAAUUUCUGAAUCCAAAAGACUACGACUACGAGACCGUGCAUACCAAGAAGUUUCGGGAAGAAAAGGACUAUUAUACUCGAAGACCACAUCUUGCACGGUUUGAGUCCGGACAUUUCUCUCAACCAACUCGGAUACGGGUAGAAUGUCGGUCAGAAGCUCAGGCUUAUCCCCAAACAAGCGACAGUUCAACAAUAACUGAGUGUGAACUGGGCAAAUUUGUUUGGGAUGAAGAGUGUACAGGUGGAAAUAUACUUACUACAUGCGAGUUGGAUUCUAAGCUUUGUGAUGUCAAGGGCCACGUUCGUUGCAUGGAUGAUGUCCUUUGCGACUUGACAAACGAUUGCCCAGAUGGAAGCGAUGAGGAUGAUUGCGGUUGGUUAAGCCGAUAUAGGUGUAGCAGAUAUGAACCGUUUUUUAUCUUGUAAGA